This is a messenger RNA of Hyphopichia burtonii NRRL Y-1933, 3357 nucleotides long. RefSeq lists its product as uncharacterized. Gene Ontology annotation, molecular function: protein binding. The transcript has a single exon. NCBI's taxonomy places the organism in Eukaryota, Fungi, Ascomycota, Pichiomycetes, Serinales, Debaryomycetaceae. The record is from RefSeq and is a predicted model, not a curated record. Bases 1 to 3357 code for a protein of 1118 amino acids.
AUGUCUUUACCCCCACUCCCAUUCAAGGUAAAGACCGUCUACUCUUGGUCUGGUGAACAAGAAGAAGAUUUGGGUUUUGUUGAAAAUGAAAUCGUCGAUGUUUACUCCAUAGUUGAUGAUAGUUGGUGGAAAGGAAAAUUGAGAAGAAAUAAUGCAGAGGGUAUAUUCCCAAAGGACUUUGUUGAGAUAAUUGAAGAUUCAAUUCCUCAAUCUUCUUCAAGUCGAUCAAUCUCUCAAUUGAAUUCUAAACAAAAUACUCCAGUUAAGGACCAGGAACUUAGGUCAAGUAAAAAUGGUACUCCCAAUGGAUUCUAUAACAAGUCAAAGUUCCCAAAUAAAAAAAUCAAUCCUCUUAAUAAUGUGGAUUUGAAUAAUUCAUAUGAAGAUUAUGAUUAUAGUUAUGAUAACAGUUUUGAUAAUAGCUUUGGGCAUAUCAAUAGAUCUUCCAAUGGUUAUUCGCCUCAAAAAUUAAGGGGUUCGAAUAGUAAUUUAUCACCAAGAAAACAACAAAUUAAUACUCAAGAUGAUUUAAUCGAAGUUCAUACUCCAGCCCAGGCCCAAAAAGAGAAAGAAAAAGUUCAAAUUAAAAUGUUACAACAACAACAACAACAACUUCAACAGCAACUUCAGGAACAACAAAGACUCUUGAAAAAACAGCAGUAUGAUCAACAAAUUCGUACCCGUCAACAGCAGGACAAUUAUCGUAACUCAAUAGCAGUUACUCCUGAUUAUCACUAUAAUAACACUUAUGCAAAACAAAAACCUAAACAAAUGAAACAAAGACCAAUUUCUCAAUAUCAUCAAUAUGCUAAUAACCCUUAUGAAUUUAAUUCACCUGCUGGACUCAUGCCACAUUCUCCUCCUUAUCAAGAAAAAUCACACUCUUAUACCGAUGUUAAUGAGUUAAGUCCUUCAAAAAGUCCUUCAAAGUAUCAACCAGUUUUUCAAAAUAAUACAAUUGAAAGUUUCUCUCCUGAAGCUUCUCAUAAUCAAAAACGUAGAAAUGCUCAAAAAUAUUCCAAUCAUUACCAAAAAUUCUAUGAUCCAAUUUAUGAUACUGCUCCAGAAAUCGUAGAUGAUGGUCUAGAUGAUCCAGAGUAUGAAGAUCUUUUACUCGCUAAACAAAGAAUAGAAUUAGAAUAUCAAAGAAUUAAACAAUUAGAGAAAAGAAAGAAAACUGCUUUAAAAUCAACUCCUCCCCCUCCUCCAAUUCCAAAAUAUUCAGACCCAAUUUAUGAUCAUUCAGGAGAAUCCAGUUAUGUAAGUGAAGAUUUAUUAUCUUCGAAGAAGAAUCAAUCAAGAGAAAACUUAAGUAAAAAAUUGACCAAUUAUGUCACUGAUGAAGAUACUUACGAAAUUGACAAUAAUUUAUAUCGUGGUGCUUCUCCGCCCCCUCCACCUCCCCCAAAGCAUGGUUAUGGUAUUAAUGCUGGUAAUGGAUAUGAGCCUAUUGCUAACAUCAAUCAAAAGAGUCGUUCCAGAAUGCCUUAUGAUCCGAAUGAUUUUGAAGUAUCUCCUCUUAGACAACAGUAUUCUGAUGAUUUAUAUGGUAUCUCAGACAUGAGCCCAGAAGAUUUAAAACAAUCGAUCAAAUCAUUGCAAAGUGAUGUUUUAAACCUUUCAGAAUUAAGUGCAACUAGUGCAGGUUCUUUCAUGAGACAUAAACAAGAUAAACAAUUACAAAAUGCUGAUUAUAAAAUGCGUGGCUUAUCCUUGAAUGAAGAAGAUGAAGAAGAUAAAGACGAUGAAGACGAAGCUAGAGAUCAAAUGCCAGAUAGAGGCCUCAUGGAAUCAAUGUUCGAAGAUAAGAAAAAACCUAGUCUCUUUAAGAAAUUCUUGAAUAAGAGAAAAGGUGUAGAUAACUAUCUUGGAAUGGACGAUGAAAUGGACUGGGCCACUUUGAAAACAGAUUUAAAUCGUAUGAAUUCUUUGAGUACACACGAUAAGCAAUUAAGAACUAGACGUAUUGUCAGAGAAGAAUCUUCAAUUAUCAUCAAACCUUUGGACUAUAUCGGAGAAGCAAAUGUCAAUGAAACAACGGAACAAGUCGAUGACGCUGACCAAGUUAUUUCAGAUUUUGAAAAUGUCUCAUUCAAGAAAGCUGAUAAGUUCAUUUCUGCAUUUGAUUCAAAAAUUGAUAUCAAUGAAUUAAUAACUGAUAUCAGUGUUAAAUUUAAUUCUUCAAAAGUUAAUCAAAUUAGAUGCGUAUUAAUGCAUUUAUGUAAAUUUCGUAUCAUUGAAGAACCAAAUAAAAUCAUGCAAAUCAAACCAAAAUUGGCUGAAGUCUUAUAUAAAGGUGAAGCUUCCAUUUAUCAACUCAAUUAUCUUUUUAAGAAAAUUUUAGAUGCUUUGAGAAUUCGUUCGGAACUUGUAUUAGGUUUUUGGAAAAAACCAAAUGAAUACUAUCAUAUUGAGCAGUACGUGAUUAAUCACUGUUGGUUAUCUAUCGCUGUUGAAGGUAGAAUUUAUAUGAUGGAUUUAUAUUGUUUUAAAAAUGGUUCAGUGUUCAACUUGAAAAACCCUAGUCCUAAUUUCAAUGAACACUAUUUCUUGACAAAACCUAUGUGUUUAGUAUCCACUCAUAUACCUCCUAAUAUUGAUUUACAGCACGUAAUCCCACCUGUUGACCACAGUAUUGCUUUCCAUUUACCAAGACAGUACUCUGGAUUCCAUAGAAACAGAUUACAUAUUAGAAACUUUAACACAGCAUUAACUAUGCUUAAAGAUUUAGAAAUUUUUGAAUUCGAAAUUGAUAUUCCAACUGACGUUGAAUUAUUCACUUUGGUUAAAACCGCUAAAUUAACGACCAAUGAAUUAAGUUUAUGUCAAGUUUUCUGGAAGAAGAAUGAUAGAAUUGCCAAAAUCAAAGCAGUUCUUCCUGAAAAAGAAUCCAUUGGGGUAUUACAAGUUUUCGCUGGUCCUAAAGGCUUGCAAGAACAUUUUGAAAAUAUUCAUGAAUUAGCAGUAGUUAUUCCUUUAUCUCAUAAUGGUACUUCAAAACCAGGUAAAUUUGUUCCAAGGUUUCCAAGUAGCCAAAGUCAAAAUAAUGACUUGUAUAUCAAACAACCUCAAACUAAUAAAAUUGUUGCGAAAAAUUCCUACAAUUUUGAAGUCUUACAGCAUCCAUCAAAGGGCCUUAAUAGUGGAUCGGGCUUGAUGAACCAAGAUUUUAAACUUAUCGUCAAAUCUCCUUCUGGUAAGCAUUAUAGAUUGGUCAAGGAUGAUCCAUUGUCUUACGGUACUUAUGAAGUCAACAUCAAAUGCCAGGAAGUUGGUACUUACACCGGUUUGGUGAUUGGUGAUAGUGGCAGUAGUUGGACCGUCUUUGCGCAAUGGGAAUGUGUUAGCUCUAUAUAA